This is a messenger RNA of Acomys russatus (golden spiny mouse), 824 nucleotides long. It is a transcript of the gene Rab4a, whose product is annotated as RAB4A, member RAS oncogene family. The transcript has 8 exons. The record is from RefSeq and is a predicted model, not a curated record. Gene Ontology annotation, biological process: regulation of endocytosis; Rab protein signal transduction. Gene Ontology annotation, molecular function: GTPase activity; GTP binding. Lineage: Eukaryota; Metazoa; Chordata; Mammalia; Rodentia; Muridae. Bases 135 to 791 code for a protein of 218 amino acids. Gene Ontology annotation, cellular component: postsynaptic recycling endosome.
AGGCGCGGAGUCGAGUCCCUCUGGGCCGCAGCCGGUGGCCGGCUCGCCGUGGGCCCAUACCCGGCCCUCACACACUCGGUUCCCCUCUCUCUGCGGACGCUAGAGGACGGACCCCGCGCAGCUGUGGCGGCAGGAUGGCGCAGACCGCCAUGUCCGAGACGUACGAUUUCUUGUUUAAAUUCUUGGUCAUCGGAAAUGCGGGAACCGGCAAAUCUUGCUUGCUUCAUCAGUUCAUUGAAAAAAAAUUCAAAGAUGACUCGAAUCAUACCAUAGGAGUGGAAUUUGGCUCAAAAAUAAUAAACGUUGGUGGUAAAUAUGUAAAGUUACAGAUCUGGGACACAGCCGGACAGGAGAGAUUCAGGUCUGUGACGAGAAGCUACUACAGAGGUGCAGCUGGGGCGCUCCUGGUCUACGACAUCACCAGCCGAGAAACCUACAAUGCGCUUACUAAUUGGUUAACAGAUGCCAGGAUGCUGGCGAGCCAGAACAUCGUCAUCAUCCUCUGUGGGAACAAGAAGGACCUGGACGCUGACCGUGAAGUCACUUUCCUUGAAGCCUCCAGGUUCGCACAGGAGAACGAGCUCAUGUUCCUGGAAACAAGUGCACUGACCGGGGAGAAUGUCGAAGAGGCUUUCAUGCAGUGCGCAAGGAAAAUACUUAAUAAAAUCGAAUCAGGUGAGUUGGACCCAGAGAGGAUGGGCUCUGGCAUCCAGUAUGGAGACGCUGCCUUGAGACAGCUUCGGUCGCCACGACGCACACAGGCUCCAAGUGCACAGGAGUGUGGCUGCUAGGCACCCCAGCAACACAGGUUCGGGGCUUUCCGG